Molecule: messenger RNA, 2838 nt
Organism: Ictalurus furcatus (blue catfish)
Lineage: Eukaryota; Metazoa; Chordata; Actinopteri; Siluriformes; Ictaluridae
Gene: spidr
Product: scaffold protein involved in DNA repair
Exons: 18
Coding region: 88-2802 (904 amino acids)
Biological process (GO): regulation of establishment of protein localization to chromosome; double-strand break repair via homologous recombination
Cellular component (GO): nuclear chromosome; nucleoplasm
Source: RefSeq, a predicted model, not a curated record
AGCGUUGUAGUAGUAAACGUUAUUUCUCAAAACGUUAAACAAUUAACAACCUGGUUUAUUCAUGUACUCUUUUAAAUUUAAAACGCAAUGCCUUCGUUUUCAAAGCGCAAAAGGAACACGCGGGACAUGAGGUGCGUGUCAUUUCCGGAGGACGUCAGGGAAACGUUCAGCAGGAGGGGAACCUGCGAGACGCCGAAAGCCGCAAAGUCGUCAUGGCAGACGUGCGGGGACAGCUUCCUGGACACUCCUGUGGUGGAGGUGCGGGACGAGCAAUCCACACACGGCUUUUCACACGCAGUAUCUCUUCCUGAAUCCGCCAAGAAUGUUUUUGUUGUUUGUUUUUUCUUCCAGAAACACGACGCUACAAGACGGACGGUGCAGCAGCUGGCGCAGACGUCCACAUCUGGUAAAUACCCUCAUGCUUUCUCUCAUAUGUCAAAGAAUUCUCUUGAUUUGUUAAACUGCCGUGUGUGUGUAGUGAGGCCUGGCUCGGGAGGCGAGGAUCCCGUCCACAUCGCCUGGACGUCGAGCGAGGACGAGGACUCUGAUGGCGAACCCCAGCUCCCUCUCGCCGUCACGAAGGCCGCUCGGAGACCCAGACCGACGGUCAGCAGCGCGUCCAGCAGAUACGCCCGCUUCCUCAGCACAGGAGCAGAUACAGACGAGCUUCCCACCAUCGAUUCAGAAAGCGAGCACGAGGACAUUUCUACGUCAAAGGAGCCAAUUUCUCCGGCGGCGGCUGAGAUCUCGGACUACUCUUCGGAUAGCGAUGGAGAUCCCGACACCAGCUGGCUGGACUCUCCUGCUCAGGAGCCAGCAGAGCAGCGACAGAGGUCCGUCAGCGAGUGGGUUCGAGCUGCCCAAGCUCUGCUCCAGACGCCUCCGAAACAAACAGAUAAGCCCUCGAAGACACCCGAGGACUCCGGGAAAAAGAAGCGCAAGUUUGAAAGCCGGGGGCUCGCAGAGAGACUGAACAGGCUUCAAUGUCGACAAAGGUCAGCCAUAAGCUUCUGGAGGCACCAGCCUGUGUCCAGCAUUACCACAGGAACAGAGGAGAGACCGGGCGUGUUAGUGCUCCACGUUCAGAGCGUGUGGGAGGUUUGCGGGACACAGGCCGCGCUCUGCCAGAGACUCCCAGAGAGACAGAUGUGCGUCGUUCUGUUCAGCAAGGAAACAGCCGCUCAGCUGGCGCCCGGCGCCGGCGACACCGUCCACAUCCAUCCACCGUGGCAAAGCCUGACCGUUGACGGCGAGCGCCAUCCCAUCAUUCUCAACACGCAUUUCAGCCAGAAAGUUUCAGGAGCGACGAAGCAGGACACCGGUGCGACCUGCUCGAAGGUUCUGUGCCUGACCGAGAAGACCAAACCAUAUCCUUUAACCAGGUGCUUCUGGAAAAGGGAAGAGAAUUUUCAGUCUUCUCAGGCGUCCAUCCCUGAUAAACAGACCCGCAGGGAUGCAGGAACUGCGUUUGAGUCGCUCCUGGAGGCUCUGGAGGCUUGUGGGCCAUCAGGGUCUGUGUGUGGUCCUGUGGAGGCGGUGGUCCAGAGGAUCUACUUCUCCUCUGUCGCGCAGUUCCCUCACACAAGCUUACUCCGACACCGGACGCUCAGCAAGCAUAACUCUGGAACGGCGCCGCAACGACGUGUCGGCAGGUACGGUGCUUCACUGUGUUGUUUGCUGGUGCAGGACGUUUACGGUAUGUUCGGCGAGGUGGAGAUGCAGUACGCGUCUUCAGAAGACGAGCUAAAAGACCUCACGGAGCAGCUGCAGGGAAGAGUGUGUCUGCUGCAGGGACUGAAGGUGAUCCAGCGCCUCACUCGUGAGAGAUGUGCUCAGCUCUUCAGUUUGAUUGACAGUCUGUGGCCUCCUGCGGUUCCUCUGCGAGUUCCUGGAGAAGGUUCAUGCUGUCAGACUGUUAAAGUAGCAGCACCGAGUUUCUGUUACAGACUGACGGGACAGCGGGACCGCGUGUUCCCUAAAGGCGAGUCACCGCUGUACCGUCCUCCUUUAAUUCAGACCCUCCGAGAGAUCCUGCAGGACGAGCCCGCGAGUCGGUGGUGCAGCUUCAAGGCUACUUUGGUUUAUAAGCGAGAACAGGAUAAAGAAGGGAAGGACCUCUUGCUGUUCGUGACAGACUCCAGCCUCCAGCAGGACGAGCAGGACUCGGGAAGCGUCAGCAGAACCGUACCUGUGCACGCGAACUCCGUGUUCCUGCUCCGUCACGCCGCCGCUGCACCGUCGCCCCGGUUCGGGUCGAGGCUUAUUUUCAGAGACGCCGUAAUGGAGCAAGGUAAGAUCAUCGUCUCAGGGCAGACUGUGGUUCGACUGGACUCGGAACCAUCCCGGAGUCUGAAUAUUUCUUCGCCCCGGUCUGUUCUGCUGGACCAGCUGAGCCCCGAGAGCCCGUCCUGCUCUCUUUGCACCGUUACAGGAGUGGUGACGGACGUAGACGAGAAUUCUGCGUUUUCGUGGCCAGCCUGCGGUCAGUGUGGAGGCGACGGCUUAGAGGCUUCAGAAGAUAAACCAGACGUGUUUUCCUGCGUAGUGUGUGGAGUCGUGGACAAACCGAGCAGAAAGAUGCAGCUGGAAGUGUUUCUCAGCUGUCCUUCAUCACGUCCCUGGACUGUCAAAGUUAAGCUACAGCAAAACUCCAUCAUGUCCCUCCUAAACUCGACAGGACAUGCCGAGGGCUACGAGGUGGAGGCGGUGCUCGGGAAGAACGUCGGCCCCCUGAGCGCCUUCAUCCACGUGGUCACCCGCUCUCCGUCCCUCUGGAUGGGUUUGGAGGAGAUCACUCUUUAACCCGGGAUUACUAAUACAUCUCUGUGUCUUACCUCA